Molecule: messenger RNA, 2448 nt
Organism: Oryza sativa Japonica Group (Japanese rice)
Lineage: Eukaryota; Viridiplantae; Streptophyta; Magnoliopsida; Poales; Poaceae
Biological process (GO): regulation of gene expression
Cellular component (GO): cytoplasm
Molecular function (GO): mRNA binding
Source: RefSeq, a predicted model, not a curated record
GCUGUCCGCUAGGGUUUUCCGCCUUCUUAUCUCUUCGCUUUCCCCCUCAUCGCGGUCGUCGCCCCCCGCCGCCGCCACCUCCCAAACCCUAGCUCCCCCCGCGUCCGCCAUGGCCGACGACCACUACUCCUCCAAGCGCAAGUACGACGACCCCUCGCCGCCCCCGCGUCGCACGGGCUUCUCCUCCGCCCCGCCGGCCGCCUCCCCGCCCUCGGGCGGCGCGCCGGCGUCGUACAACAGCGUGCCCCCGCCCCCCGCCGACGAGAUCCAGCUCGCGAAGCAGCGCGCGCAGGCGAUCGCGGCCAGGCUCUUCAACGCCGCCGAGGCGAAGCGCCCCCGCCUCGACGCCGGCGGCGACGACGACGACGCGGGCGCCGGGGUGGGUUCCCUCGGCAGCAGCGGCGGCGGCGGCGGCGGCCGCGCGACCGGGCUCGGCUUCUCGUCCUCGGCCGGUGGCGGGCACGGAUCUGCUAUCCCAUCUUUAUCUUCUCAUGGCAGCACACCUCAGUACUCCUCAUAUGGUGGAUACCAGGGUACAAGCAAAACAAUUGAAAUCCCAAAUGGAAGGGUUGGUGUUAUCAUUGGAAAGUCGGGAGAAACUAUAAAGAAUCUCCAACUUCAGUCAGGAGCUAAGAUCCAAGUGACAAGAGACCUUGAUGCUCUACCUGGCUCACAGACAAGACCUGUUGAACUUUCAGGCACUCCUGAUCAGAUAAGCAGAGCUGAGCAAUUGAUCAAUGAGGUCCUGGCAGAGGCUGAUGCUGCUUCAUCUGGUAAUCUCUCUAGCCGAAAGUACAAUGCUCCUCAACCAGGCGCUGAUCAAUUCCAAAUGAAAAUAGCUAACAAUAAGGUUGGUCUGGUUAUUGGAAAGGGUGGUGAGACUAUAAAAUCCAUGCAAGCCAAAUCUGGUGCUCGUAUACAGGUUGUCCCUUUGCAUUUACCCCCUGGUGAUCCUGCAACCGAAAGAACAGUGUAUAUUGAUGGUACACAAGAGCAAAUUGAAACUGCAAAGCAAUUGGUGAUUGAGGUUACCAGUGAGAAUCGUGCUAGAAACCCAAUGUCAGGUGGCUAUUCUCAGCAGGGCUAUCGCCCUCCUCGUCCUCAGUCAAAUUGGGGUCCGCAUGGGGGGGCACCGAUGCAACAGCCUGGUUAUGGUUACAUGCAGCCUGGAGCCUAUCCUGGGGCACCCCCACAAUAUGGCGCUCCUCAGCAACCUUAUGGUAGCUACCCUCCAGCAUCUGGGGGUUAUCAGACUGGGUGGGAUCAAUCAUCAAAUCAGCAAUCUCAGCAGGCCCCCCCUGGCACGGGCUAUGAUUAUUACAAUCAACAGCAGCAACCUCAACAGCAACAAUCUGCCCCUGGGACUGCUGCACCUGGUGAUGCUACUAGCUAUAAUUCCAGCCAGCCUCCUGCAUAUGCUUCCCAAGGGUAUGAUUCGUCCUACGCUCAGCAGAGUGGUGGGCAGCAGCAGGCAUAUGAUUAUUCUAGUUAUUAUCAGACCCAAGGGCAGCAGCAGGGCUACUCUCAGCAGACUGGAUAUGAUCAGCAGGGCUAUGGAACUUCUGGCUAUGGGUCCGCCGCUAAUUCAACUCAGGAUGGGUCCGCACCAAGCUAUGGUGCUCAAGGUGUAGCUGGUCAAGCAUCUCCUGGGCAGCAAACUUCAACUCCUGCUGCUGGAAGCCACCCUGGCUAUUCAAGCCAACCACCUACUAGCGCUGCUUCAAGCUACCCGGUGCAAGGGUCUGCUCCUCAGUCUGGAUAUGGGGCGCCACCACCACAGACUGGCUAUGGUACCCAGCCCCAACCACAGGGAGGGUAUAGUCAGGGCAGCUAUGGCGCACCUCCGCAGGGACAGAAGGCUCCUCCUAACACUUCUCCUUACGGACAGGCGCCGCCUCCUGGAUCUGCUCCUGGUGGGUAUGGCCAGUAUGGUUACUCUCAGAACCAGCAAGGCUAUGGCGCACCUCCACCUUACCCUGGUGCACCUGCUGCAAGCCACCCAGGCUAUGGUCAGCAGCAGUCCUAUGGUGAUCCUUAUGGCAGUGGAAGCUACGGGCAGCCUGCCGCAUAUUCUACUGAAGCUACAACUGCUGCUGCCUCCCAGGACCAAUCUGCUUCCGCCCCUGCGACUGGUGCUGCGCCUGCGACAACCGCUGCUCCGGCACCUACUGCUCCUGAGAACAGUGGAGCCCAAAGCCCUGCUAGUUAAACCUGCAACUCAAGCUUUAAGCUUCUUUUAGAGAGGGGUUUCCGGAUUUAUGUGUUGAAAUUGUUUUUUGUUGCUCCUUAAUGUUGACUUGUUUUAAAUAUAGACUGUUAUUAUUGUUUAGUAUUGCGUUAUGUUAUGUUACUUUUGAUACAUAUGCAGGCUUGACUGUGUGCUUAAUGUGCCGUGUUACUGCCAUGUAAGCUGGACGUUAUAUCCAAAUCUGAGCCCUACUUUUGCAA